Messenger RNA from Phragmites australis (common reed), 607 nucleotides. RefSeq names its product large ribosomal subunit protein eL43z. Gene Ontology annotation, molecular function: structural constituent of ribosome. The coding region runs from base 150 to 428 and encodes 92 amino acids. Gene Ontology annotation, biological process: translation. The record is from RefSeq and is a predicted model, not a curated record. Gene Ontology annotation, cellular component: ribosome. The transcript is spliced from 5 exons. NCBI's taxonomy places the organism in Eukaryota, Viridiplantae, Streptophyta, Magnoliopsida, Poales, Poaceae.
GCUUGCGGCCCACCCCGCGUGUGUCACAGCCCGAAGAGACCCCAAAAACCUAGCCGCAUCUAUAACGUCGCCCGCGCCGCCUCCGCAUCGAGACCUCUCGCCCGCGCCGCCGCAGCAGCUGCAAAAGCCCGAGGCUCCUCACCGACGAGAUGACGAAGCGCACCAAGAAGGCUGGAAUUGUUGGCAAAUAUGGUACCAGGUAUGGUGCCAGUUUGCGUAAGCAGAUCAAGAAGAUGGAGGUUUCCCAGCACUCCAAGUACUUCUGCGAGUUCUGUGGCAAGUUUGCUGUGAAGAGGAAAGCAGUUGGUAUCUGGGGAUGCAAGGACUGUGGGAAGGUUAAGGCCGGUGGCGCCUACACCAUGAACACUGCUAGUGCGGUCACUGUCAGAAGCACAAUCCGUCGCCUGAGGGAGCAGACCGAAGCUUGAUUGUGGUCAAUUCCAAAAGGAGUGCCUAGAUUUUGUAGUUCAAUCAAAAGUCAUCAAGUUGCUAUCUUUCCUAUUUAGCUAAAGGGAUAAUCUGAAAUGUUCAUCUAUCUGUAGGAUCCUUGAUACACUGAGUGCUUGGUUUCUCAUGCCAAUUUGAUGAUAUGCAAAUGCUUCCUCGA